Messenger RNA from Aspergillus pseudonomiae, 711 nucleotides. RefSeq lists its product as uncharacterized. The transcript is spliced from 2 exons. Bases 1 to 711 code for a protein of 236 amino acids. The record is from RefSeq and is a predicted model, not a curated record. Lineage: Eukaryota; Fungi; Ascomycota; Eurotiomycetes; Eurotiales; Aspergillaceae.
AUGCCUCGAUUUUCACCUAUCCAUACCUCCAUUAAAGCCAUCUUUGUGACCUCCUUCAUAUCGCUGCUGGCCUUGAUUUCGAACCAAACCCUCUAUGGCGACCAUAUUUACUCCCCCAGGUACUCUUCCUCCAACAAGGUCAUCAGCGCAGGAAUUGCGGGCCAUACUUGCUCUUUGCCCACAGCGCGCUAUGAUAUCAGUACCGGUAGGGCCGCAUGCUCCCCUUCAUCAGGAGGUAUAUGGAUGGCCGAGCUUAGCGGCCUUGAACUGCAAUGCCUGAAUAUUGACCGCUUCAACUCAUCCGAGAGAUCCUGGGAUCGCGAUGAAGAGAACCAUUUCUGCGAGCAACUUCGACCAUUCGGGGGUUCCUGGUAUCCUUCACAUCUUUCAGAUGGGUUAUGGAUCGAUGGAAGAUGUAGUAAGCUACACAAGCUAGAACCAACAUUGUCGGUUUUCCGUCGCAUUGGUUACCCCGAGGGAGGAGGCGUAUGGGUUUUGGGUAUCCACAGCGAACUCUCAUCCAAUGAGACAGCAGUGCGAAAUGCCCUGACAAUGGAAGAACGGUGCAUUGUUCUAGAGAGACUGGGGGCCAUCUUCUGUAAAGAUAUCAAGUGUUGCUCGGCUUUAACUGAUCUUUCCAAAGAACCACACGAGCUGGUAGAAGAGAGGAUGAGACCGAGAAACCUGGAGACAGCAAAGCAUGUAUCUUAG